CCUGCCGUUAGCCGUUGUUGUAUCCUAUGCUACUGAACAGAUUUGUCGCGAUACAAACUAGCUACACACUGGCAUUAAAGCCACGAAAAGAUGCUCCUUCACGGGAUUAAAACAAUAAAACAAACAAGAAGAAGUCAGGGAAAACUUUGCCCAACUGUGCCCAAACUUUGAUAGACUACAACCCAAAUCACUUCCCUACAGUUUCGAGUGUGUUAGCAUUGUUUUAUCUCACCACUAUUGCCAUUGGACGCGUUUUUUUUUUUCUUCUUCUGGAGCAGUCCAGUCUGAUGAAUUCACCGAAAAAAGACGGAGAUAAUGAUGUGCCCGUUAAAGACCCGGUAAAAUACGGCGAAUUGGUCAUUUUGGGGUACAAUGGCUCUCUUCCAAGCGGAGACCGUGGGCGCAGAAAGAGCCGCUUCGCUCUGUACCGAAGGGCCAAGGCCAAUGGUGUCAAACCCAGCGCUGUGCACAUCCUCAACACACCACAGGACAGCAAGGCUGUGCACAGCAGGGGGCAGCACAGCAUCUCUUUCACUCUGUCCCGGAACCAGACAGUGGUGGUUGAGUACUGCCAUGACAACAACACAGACAUGUUCCAGAUCGGACGCUCCACAGAAAGCCCCAUUGACUUCGUGGUGACAGACACCUCCGGAGGGGGAAAGGAGGGGGAGGACCCCUCCAUCGCUCCCAGCACCAUCUCGCGUUUUGCCUGCAGAGUGGUGUGUGAGCGCAACCCUCCCUACACUGCACGCAUCUAUGCCGCAGGCUUUGACUCCUCCAAAAAUAUCUUCCUAGGGGAGAAAGCUACCAAAUGGAAAAACCCUGAUGGGCACAUGGAUGGCCUGACAACCAACGGGGUGCUAGUGAUGCACCCGGAGGGGUUCCCGGAGGACCCCAAGCAAGGUCUGUGGAGGGAGAUCUCUGUCUGCGGUGAUGUCUACGCCCUUCGGGAGACACGCUCUGGACCCAGCCGGGGCAAACUGGCGGAGGGAGAGAGCAGCGCAUUACGUGACGGCUCUUUGGUUGAUUUGUGCGGUGCCACCCUGCUUUGGCGCACGGGAGAGGGGCUCCUGCGUGCUCCCACCCUGCGUCACCUGGAAGCACUUCGCCAGGAGCUGAACGCAUCCCGGCCUCAGUGCCCUGUAGGCCUCAGCACACUGGCCUUCCCCAGCCUGCCACGCAGCCACAGCCUUGAAGAACGACAGCCCUGGGUCUACCUCACCUGCGGCCAUGUCCACGGACGCCACGACUGGGGCCAGAGAUCCGAGGGAGAAGACUUACCAGGAGAGGGCGACGGCUCCACGGUCCGCCGAGAAUGUCCCCUUUGCAGGAGCGUGGGUCCCUACGUGCCUCUGUGGCUGGGGUGUGAGCCCGCCGUGUACGUGGACGCCGGUGCUCCCACUCACGGUUUUGUGCCAUGCGGCCACGUCUGCUCAGAGAGGACAGCCAGGUACUGGGCUGAGACCCCGCUGCCACACGGGACGCACGCCUUCAGACCCGUCUGCCCCUUCUGCUCCACUGCCCUCAGCUCCCCCGGCUGGACACGGCUCAUCUUCCAGGGCCCUAUCGACUAGUCACCGCACCACAGCAACCACUAUCACAGUAACAGAAAGAUGCCUGAGCUUCAUUCAUGUCGCAAACGUUGCUUAGUAUUCAGUAUUGAAAGGUAAUUUGGAUUAUAAAAGCAUGUGUGUUCUACUCUCAGGGCACUCGCUCUGAGUGCACAACAAACAUUACAUUACUGACUGAAGCCUUAGGCUGAGGAUUCCUUCCCCUUAUUUCUCCUUCAAUGCUUGUUGAUUGAUUCAGGAUCUGGAGGAUAGGUGACUAAAUAACACAUAAUUGAAUAGUCAAUACUGUCAUGUGACAGUUUUCCUCUUAAAUCUAAUUGAAAUCCAGUUCUCUGUCAUGGAAGAGUCUGGUAUUUGUCAUUCUAACCAAAUACUACACCAGCUGGUCUCACUGAUUACCCAACUUUCAAAAAAAAGAAGAUUCUCAUAUUUUAUAUACACAGGAAGCUUAAUCAAUGCUGCUUCAGAAAUCAUGUAUGAAACGACAGGUAGCUUUUUUACACAGUAGAAAGGAAAUGUCUGUUUACCUGGAUCACCUGCAGCGUCUGUGUGUGUCCUUCACUCAGUGAAAAAGCAGUAUAUGCCAGUAUUGUACAGUAAUAGGGAUGUAGUAUUGCACAUCUUCACUUUGAUUACCAACUUCUCACUUCUGAUUUCCUUCUAACUAAUUUCUGAAAUGGUCGGACGUUGUGAAAUGCUGCCACUCAAUGCUUUCUUUCGUCAUUGGUUGUGCCAGCGCUCUGAUUACCAAAUUAUGUAACCCAUCUGGCCGCAACUUUUGCAACAACCCCCCUUCUCCUCUCACAUGCAGUGAAAACUUUUUCUUUUCAAGCUGCCUAAAUGACCAGCUGAUUUAUAUUCAUAGCUUCAUUCUCAGCGGACAGUAUUAACCACUUAUGGUAAAUGUGGAAGGAUACAAGGUGGGAUUGGGGGCUUGUGCUCUAAUGGAGCAUUUCAAGUUCUUAGCGAUUCAUGAAAGGGGAAAUUAUAAACCAUUUUUAUUCAGCAUAUUUUCAGUAUAUGCUGGGGUUUUUUUUUGCUGGUGUGUGUGUGAAAUCUACACACAGCAACCUCUAUAAAUGAGGCUUCUUUUGUAGUAUUUGGUUGGAAUGAAACCCUGCAGACUCUUUGAUUAGCAUUGAGGGAACAUUACAUCUAUGUAAUGUUAAUUUAAUGUAUAAUGUAAUAAACUCCCCUGUCCACACCAGAUCUCCUCCCGAUCAUCAAGCAGAUAGAGUACAAACAAGGGCUUGGAACAAAACUGGGUAAAAUCCACUUCAUAACUCUCUAAAGCAAUAAUAGCACUCCAAUAGAUAAGCUAGAUGUUUUGCUAUUUUUAGCCAAGUGUUAAGUCAGCGUUCACUUCAAACAUGGCUGAAAUGUUUCCAGGUUAAGGGCUCAACCAGAGGUGUGUUCAAUUCAGGAUUUCUUUUUAUCUCCAAGUGAGGUCUCAGACCAAUGAUCUAAGUGUGUGUGAUGCAACCAAAGCACUAGAAUUUCAAAGUGAACAACUGAGUUAGCGAUGACAUACCUGACAUACCUUUUUAUUUUAAAUCAUCUCAGACGCAUCAAGUAGCCCGAUCAUGCCGACAGAAAUCAGCGUGUUUAGGUUGCGCAGGAGCACGGCAGUCUGUAUUGUCAUAUUGUGUUAACUUGAACACACUUCUGGUUACUGAAUUAUGCUAAACAGGGUCUAUGUUAGUGUGAUGGAGUGUCAAAAGGUUUGACCUUGCAUAACCUCAAAAGAUAACCUUGUUUUUUUGUUUCAAAGAAAACUAUUUUGUUAGGAAAUGGGGAGGGAUUUAUUUGGGGGAGGUGGGAGGAAUUCUUUCAGAUGUUCAGUGUUUAAAAAAACAAAAACAAAACAACAACAACUAUUUUUCUAACUGAUAAUCGGUUUUAGUUAACUGUUGUUACUCAGUGUAAGCAAGUUCUGUAUGUUUCAGAAUAUUAUCGUAUGGUAGAUGUAGGAGAGCUUGUGAGUGAGAAAACAUUGCCAACACUGUGUCCAACACACACACUUACACACUGCUACCGUUUAAAAAAAAGAAAAAGAAAAAAAAAAAAACAUUGCCCAGACAAUGAAUGUAGCCAAAUACUCAGGCUAUAUUUAGCCUUCCCUGGUGCUCAUAUUGAAUGGUCUAUAUUGUGAUACUAUUUUUGUAACUGAAUAUUAUGGUGUAGCUUGGUGACGAUCUAGCUUGAACAAGUCCGAUAAUUUCAAUAAUAGCCUCAAGUGUGGAAGACGUAUAAUUGAUAACACACACUCACAUGAAAUUGUGUCUAGCUUGCAUGUGCUGAACGUACACAUACAGUAUGUACACUACACACACACACACACACACUUACUCGAAAACUUUGCACGGUGGAUUGCCAAACUGUUCUUCCUUCAUACUGAGAGCGUUUAUCCUCGUGAGAGGAGACAGACUAAGAUGUCUUCCGAGUCCUCAGCUGUUAAAACUGAAGCAUUUCUGUUUUUAUUUUUAUUUUUGGAAGACCUCUCAAAAAAACUUUAAAAAAAAAAGAGAGAGAGAGAGAGAGAGCCUAAAAAAAACCUCAUACUUGAUAGAUGCGUGACGUUUGUAAAUGAGACCUCUCGAAUCCCACUUUGUACUACUAUGCUAAUAUUUUCCACCAAACUAAUUCACUGCAGAAAGAUAUCCACAUCGACACUCGUUUUCAUUUUGUAUUUAGACCGAUCAAGGAAAAUAUAAAGCUGAUGAAAUAAGAUACCACUUGGAACAAAGAAGUGAUACCAUUUGAGGAAUUAAAAGAAGUCUAAAUACUAGAUUUAAACUCCCUAGUGUGGUGGAUAAUUGACGUAGUGUUGUAAUUACUGUAGCUCAGGAUUAGUGUGUAAUCUCAGAUUCUCAGCUGGCAAGGCCUGAAGGAAGGUUUCGGAACUGCAAAACGCAUAAAUAGGACAUUAGGUGUGAGGAUAUGUAUCUGAUGUAAUGGAUAAAUUUUUAGAAGGCAUACAGUAAGGUAGAUCAGCACAGAUCCAGGAUCAGUCACAUACGGGUCUUAAUAAAAAAAAAAAAAAAAAGGGGUUUAGUGAAACAGGCACAAACAGGCUAUGAAAACACCUCGAUCUGCUGCCCUUUACUAAGCACGCCAAAUCCAGUGAAUCCUGCUUUUGAAGAUAAUAUAUACAACAAUUACUGUAACACCAUUGGCAUGUGGAUGGAAGAACCGUUGCACUACCCUUUUUUUAGUUUAUAUUGUUUGUUUUAGUUUACAUUUUUCUUUACUUUUCCACCUUUAUUUUAUUCUAUAUAAUUCAAACCUUCCUGAGGUUAUAGGUGUCCAUAUGCAAUUUCCUUGUUUUUAGAUUUUAGUAUUAUUGAAAAAUUCAGAUACAGUAUCUAUUUUUGAGUGCCAUCAGGUUGUUUUUAAUGCCAUCAGUAACAUUAUUAGCUCUUCCUUUUUUUUUUUUUUUUUGUAUCAACUUUCACUCUAGAUGACAAAACCUGAACCGCCUCAACUUAUGAACUCAUCUUAUUAGGUGAGUGAGUAGCUGACACGUAAUACACAGCGUAAAAACCUCACAGUUAACAAAGCAUUCCUUUAAAAAAAAAGAAAACAAACAUCCACGUUAUGUACAGCUAUUUUGUAUUAUUUUAUAUCAUAUUCUUCUGUAAUCGUAUGGUGCACAGACAAUCGCUAUACACAUGUCAAUAAACCUGUUAAAAAGUUGAA
Molecule: messenger RNA, 5270 nt
Organism: Thunnus maccoyii (southern bluefin tuna)
Lineage: Eukaryota; Metazoa; Chordata; Actinopteri; Scombriformes; Scombridae
Product: E3 ubiquitin-protein ligase pellino homolog 2
Exons: 7
Coding region: 288-1574 (428 amino acids)
Biological process (GO): regulation of Toll signaling pathway; protein polyubiquitination
Molecular function (GO): ubiquitin protein ligase activity; protein binding
Source: RefSeq, a predicted model, not a curated record